This is a messenger RNA of Gallus gallus (chicken), 5501 nucleotides long. It is a transcript of the gene NBN, whose product is annotated as nibrin. The record is from RefSeq and is a predicted model, not a curated record. Gene Ontology annotation, molecular function: damaged DNA binding; protein binding. The transcript has 16 exons. Gene Ontology annotation, cellular component: nucleus; Mre11 complex. NCBI's taxonomy places the organism in Eukaryota, Metazoa, Chordata, Aves, Galliformes, Phasianidae. Gene Ontology annotation, biological process: double-strand break repair via homologous recombination; telomere maintenance; mitotic G2 DNA damage checkpoint signaling. Bases 179 to 2461 code for a protein of 760 amino acids.
GUACCGGCUAUGCCGUCCGCCCGCCGCCAUACGGCACUCUUUGCUCUCGCUGCACUGCCGGGCGCAGUAGCCGGGUGGGCGGCAAACACCGGCUUUUCGUUCCCGGCCCGGCAGCCGGCUGGGUGAGGAGCACCGAGGAACCACAGCUCGUCACCGCGGAGCUCCCGCCGUCCUCAGGAUGUGGAAGCUGGUGCCCGCCGCAGGACCAGGAGAGCCAUUUCGACUUUUAGUUGGUACCGAAUAUGUUGUUGGACGCAAAAAUUGUGCUUUUUUAAUUCAAGAUGAUCAGUCAAUCAGUCGAAGUCAUGCAGUUCUGACAGUAAGUCGUCCUGAAACAACCCAUAGCCAGUCUGUUUCAGUCCCCGUGUUAACAAUAAAAGACACCUCCAAGUAUGGUACUUUUGUUAAUGGAUCAAAAUUGAGUGGCGCUUCAAGGUCUUUGCAGUCUGGAGACAGAGUAAAUUUUGGAGUCUUCGAGAGCAAGUUUAGAGUGGAAUACGAAUCUUUAGUUGUCUGCUCCUCAUGUUUAGAUGUUGCUCAGAAAACUGCUUUAAAUGAAGCCAUCCAGCAGCUUGGAGGGCUUGUUGUGAAUGAAUGGACAAAAGAAUGUACUCACCUUAUAAUGGAGUCAGUCAAAGUUACUGUUAAGACAAUAUGUGCUUUGAUUUGUGGACGACCAAUUGUAAAACCAGAGUUUUUUAGUGAAUUAAUGAAAGCUGUUCAGUCCAGGCAACAAUUGCCAACUCCUGAAAGCUUUUAUCCUUCAGUUGAUGAGCCUGCCAUUGGUAUUGAUAACAUGGAUUUAUCUGGACAUCCUGAAAGGAAAAAAAUAUUCAGUGGAAAAACUUUUGUAUUUCUGACUGCCAAGCAGCACAAGAAACUGGGUCCAGCAGUUAUUCUUGGAGGAGGAGAAGCAAAACUGAUGACGGAGGAAAGAAAGGAAACUUCUUUACUGGUUUCUCCUGAAGUUUGUGUUGUUGAUGUUGGGGUGACAAACUCUCAGAUCCUAGGAUCUGAGUCCAUGAGAAACCGGACUGAUUCCAUUCUGGCUGUCUUGGAAAGCAACAAUCUCAGGGCUAUUCCUGAAGCAGAAAUUGGAUUGGCAGUUAUCUUCAUGUCUACAGAAAUAUACUGCAACCCCCAGAGGCAGCCUGAUAACAAAGGUGAUUGGAAGAAGGGUAGUACUGUAACUGCAAGUACCGCAUCAAAAGUGAGGCCAGUGAGUUCUCAGAGUUCGACUGUGGAUGAAACAAUAAUGCCAACUGCUGCCGCAGAUUACAGUACAUUAAAUGUAGCUGAUACGGAAAUAGAAGAGCAGACAUGUAUGGAGAUAGAGAGGACAACUUCCCAGACAACGAGGAGAGAAAAAGUGGCUUUCCAGCAAGCUGCUGUAAGGGAGAACCCUAGCACAAGCGGCACUGCAAAUGCAGGAACGUUGAUAUCUAGAGUGAACAGAACAUCUGGGUUUAGUCAAAAAAAUCAUCCGCACUCUCCAUCUAAAAUUUUGGAAGUUGAUAAACCUAGAGAGUGCACUCCACGUCAGCAGUCUAAUUCAAUUACAAAUUACUUCCAUGUAGCUAGGAAAAGGGAAAGAGCUGAAGAAGGAGAAGAAACAUCUGUAUCCAAACAAACAAAACUGGAGAAAAAGCCAUUGCCUGUUUCCGAGUGCACCGAAUCCUCAGCUUCAUCAGCAUGGAAUAGUGAAAAAGAACAGCAUGGAAAGGGAAAUAACAUCCAGCUUGGAAGGGAAAGUGGUGAACUGGCAAGUGAUAAAACUGACAUUAAAAUUACUUUUAGUGAAAAUCCUGCACCAAAGAAAAGAAAGGAGUUAGAUGAUGUAUCUGAAGAUGUAGAGACGCUAGAGACGGUGUUUGAAAGCAGAGACCUAGACUGGGAAGAGCAAACAGCAAAUGGUGACCAGGAAGCUCAAAGCAAUAAACGAAAGAAGAGAUGUUUGGAAACCAAAGGCAGCAGAACGGAAGAAGGAAAUACAAAGCAGAGAGAGGAGAAUGAAAUGCUGAGAAAAGAAGAAGUUGGAUCAGUUCUGACUCUGGAAGACAAAAGCAAGAUCAAGGAAGAAUCAUCAGUCUCGAUAAGAAACAAAUUAAUUAACCACAACAAACUUGAAGAUGACUCCAGCCGUCUUCCUAGCAAACUUCUGUUGACUGAGUUUCGAUCACUGGUUGUCAGCUGUCCAAGAUCAAACAGCCCAACUAUGAGAAAUACCAAAUGCAGGGGACAGAACAAUUUCAAAACGUUCAGAAAGGUCCCUUACCCAGGGGCAGGACAACUUCCAUACAUAAUUGGAGGAUCAGAUUUGGUUGCUCACCAAGCUAGAAAGAAUUCAGAACUAGAAGAAUGGUUAAGAGAAGAAUUGGAGGAGCAGAAUCGACGUGCAAGAGAAGAAUCGCUUGCUGAUGAUCUCUUUAGAUAUGAUCCUAAUGUGAAGAGGAGAAGAUAAAUUGUGACCUGAAUUUACAGCAAUUCUGUAUCAAAAUCUGCUUUCUGCUCCACUGAUAUGUUUGCUGGUUACAGCAUGUAAUAUAUACACAUGUAUGACUGUCUGAGCUAUCUGUUAUUGUAUGACUUGUUUUUAAAUAUUGGUUUUAUUACAGAAAAAGAGAAGUUUGUUUCAAGGAUUGUAUAUUUAAGACCUUAACAUUUUUGUGUCAGAGUAAUGCUUAGGAAAAUACCACAUGUAUUUAGGAUUUAAUUUCAGGCAGCUUCUUUCUAAUGUUUACUUGUCAAUACUAUUGGAAGGGGAAGGGGAAGGGGAUGGGAAGAAAAGAAGAUCACGCUUUUUUAUUUCUAGAAAGGCCUUGUUAAUUAAUUAGCUUUUGUACAUUAUCACUUCUGCCUUAUGGUGAAAGUUUUUGAAGAGUGCAUAAUCAAGAGAAAGAAGUUAAACCAAACUGUAAGUAUUUCUUAUUUACUCAGGCACAAAUUUAAUAUUAAUCAACUCCAGCUUCUUCCUGUUCUUGAAGUUGGUAACAACAAAUUAUUUAUAGAUAGACACCAAUUUUUUGUGAUGGCAAAUAUUGAAACAAAUCUUAGUAUUAAAAAAAUGAGAGAUCUUGCCCCAUUAUCAGUAUUCAGAUAGUCGAUAUUUGUUUGAACAUCCUACAGCUGGGCUAGAAACAGUCCUGUAAACUCAGGAAAAUUUUACAAUAGCAACAAGCAGUUCAGUUUUGUUUUCUGUUUCUUUGAGAGGGGAGAGAGGCAAAGGUUGUUUCUUUCUUCACCUAUUUCGUUUCCUUUGCAAAUAGGAAAGAACUGUGUUUGAAAAUAGCUGUUGUUUCUUCCUUACACAAAUUGUUCUUGAAAAGCUACAUGAUGACAAUCAUGUUACAGGAGCUUAUAUACUUUCCUAUAGCAUCACAUGAAAAUCAGCCUUAGUAAUUCCUCCAAAGUAUAACUUCGUAAAUUGUUUUCAUUUGCAGUAGGACUUGAGACAGAUGGGGAGGAAGACUAGAUUUGAUGAUUUCCACAAGUACAAUGAUGAGACUUGUGUUAGAUUUUUUUUUUUUUUAAUGCAAUAAAACAUUGUAGUUAAGGGAAUUGGAUGUAGGUCUUGUGCUAACUGAUAAUUGCAAAGUGCUGUUCCUUUCAAGGGACGUGGUCAGUUCUACUUUCUGAGCUACUCAGGAUAUUUUAUAUAUAAGAUUCAUUUAACAGAAAAGAAGUAUGCUUCAGGUUGAGAAGCGUGAACCACUCCCCUCUUUGAGCUGACAGUUACUACUCAUUAUUUUCAGUAAAAUAGAGAAUUUAGCUUUACUCCAUUCUCCAUUUAUCUGUCAGUAGGAAACAGCUGUCCAAAUACUGUUUGUAGAGACUUAUCCCCGGUUUUUAGGACUGUAGGAGCUUUUCCAUCAACGAGAGAAGAAAAAAGUUGAAAAUUCCAGAUCAGAGAGUGGCAGGGAAACCACGUGAAUGCUGUUGCUAUUUGAAAUAACAUCAGUUAUCUGGUCUUGAAGAUUCAGGCCAAGAGAAUCCAAAGGAGCUGGUCUCAAGAGGGAGAAAAGGAAGUUAAUUGAAUUCUUGAGCACUUUUUCAGGGAUAUUGUCUUAAGAGUUAGGAAUCCAUUAAGAGACUUAAGUGUAGCUAAUGCCUAAUCAUGGUAGCCGUCUCAGUGGUUCAUUAAGUAGAGCAAGUAUUAGUGCUACUGUUCUAAAAGAUUUUGGAGCUGGAAAUAAAUCAGCUUUUCUUCCUCAUACUUAAGUUCAGCUCAGAAAGCUUUGAAGUUGCUCACUUACAUAAAGCUAUGAUGAAGAUGGAUAGUAGUUCUAUCACUGUUUAUAAGAUGGUAGGAUCCUUUUUCUUAUGUGAUGUGAAUGAAUCUUUAACAAAGCUAGUUUCUUUUGACAGAGCUCAGAAUGCGCAGGCCAGGUGAAUUGGGCUAUUUCAAACCACUGCGUCAUGUUUGAACUCUGAAGAAUAACACCCCAAGAUCUAUGUAUGUCAGUAGCAAUUAUCCUGAAUUCAGCAGAUAGCCAUAAGGUAUGUUGGUACUGUAAUUUGCAUCACGAGCAGGGUCAGAUCUCGUCCACCCACCACCUUUAAUGGUUCUUCAGCUGUUGAAGUAUUUGCUGGAGGAGAUGUACUUAAUACUAUUUGCUGUACUCUCAAGGUGAGUUUUUCUCAUCUCAAAAUUUUCACGUUUUUAUAUUUAAAGCUCUCAGAUCCACUAGGACAGAGUCCUUGCAGACUGCUGAGGAUGACCUUUUUGAUGGUAGCUACUAAGCAGAAUAUCAAUGGACAAGAUCCUUCAGAAAGGUUGUGUUUACCUUUGUAAAUAAUCAAUAGAAAAAAACAUUUCUCUUGAGAAGCUCUUAAUAAAACAUACCAUGGGCCUUAUAAAAGAAUGUAAAAGCCAAGUCUUCUGCUACUGACACUGCAACUUGAGCAGCCCUAGAGGCACAGCUGAGACCACUCUCAGUUCCCAUUAUAUCCAGUUCCCUAGGCAGUAGAUGUAGCAGCCUUGAUUCUUUUUUUUCAGUUUAUUAUCAUAGAACUGAUAGACUCACCCAUCAUGGGAUUAGGUGAGCUCCUAAAUAGAAGCACUUGGAAGGUUCUUCAUAAACCUUGAGAUGUUUUCUCUGUGCCAACAUUUCUCUGCAGUCUUUCACAGGCAGCUGUGAAACUACAUUUUUAUUGUGAAAGGUGGCUGUGGGAAUACUCACUUCCUUGUUUCUCCCACUGUAUUAGAAAUUACUGCUGCUGCUUUGGGGCUGCAAUUCUCUCCUUGGGGAGAUUUGUACUCACACAUUUCAUUUCCUUCAUUUCCCUGCAUCAUAUCUCUAUAUAGAGUGACUUCGCCUGAAUGGUAGCCAUUUACUGAGCAUUGUGUAGUUCAGAACUGCUGCUGCUGCAUGCUUUGGUUUUAAAGAUGGUUUCUGCCCUGUGCUUUCAAUAUUCAGAUGAACAGUCUUUUUUUUCCUCUUAGUGAACUUGUAUAGGGUUAACUUAGAAUCUGCAACUAAAAAAAACAUUUGCUAACCUAA